AUGGACGCAAAUUUGAGUAUGAUUUAUAUUUCUGCUUUAUUUUUACUACAAGCAUCUUCAAUCCUGGCUCAACCUACUGUUUUUGAUAUAAGAAAAUAUGGCGGAGCACCCAAUGGAGAUCUGACCUCGAGCUUAGAGAGAGCAUGGGAAGUGGCAUGUGCGUCGACAAGUGCAAGUAAAGUUUUUGUGCCAAAAAGUACAUACAAUUUGAGACAAAUAGAACUAAAUGAUCCUUGCAAGGCUCCUAUUGAGCUUCACAUUGAAGGCAACAUUGUAGCACCAGAAAACCCUAAUCAAUUCAAUGGAGAUUCCCAAUGGCUUAGAUUUGGAUACAUUGAUUCCUUUACCUUAUCUGGUGGUGCCACUUUUGAUGGUCAAGGUUCAAUAGCUUGGAACAAAAAUAAUUGUGCUAAAACUUGGAAUUGCAAGAAGCUUUCAAUGAAUUUCGGUUUCAGCUUCAUGAAAAAUUCAGUCAUCCGUCACAUAACAUCCAAAAACAGCAAACAUUUCCAUGUGAAUGUUCUAGGGUGCCAUAACAUUACAUUCAAUGAAUUCUCCAUUGAGGCUCCGGCAGAUAGUUUGAAUACAGAUGGAAUCCACAUUGGAAGAUCAACAAAAGUGAAAAUACUUAACUCAAACAUUGGAACAGGAGAUGAUUGUAUUUCAUUGGGUGAUGGAAGUAGACAGGUGAGUGUUGAGAAUGUGACGUGUGGACCUGGCCAUGGCAUUAGUGUUGGAAGCCUUGGAAAAUAUGAAAAUGAAGAACCUGUUGAAGGUUUCAUAGUGAAGAAUUGCACUUUUAAAAACACUGAUAAUGGUGUGAGAAUCAAAACUUGGCCUGGCACUUCAAUAAAUAUCCCAGUCUCUGGCUUGCGCUUUGAGAAUCUUGUCAUGAUCAAUGUCACCAAUCCUAUCAUUAUAGAUCAAGAAUAUUGUCCGUGGAACCAAUGCUCAAAACAGACUCCAUCAAAAGUAAAAAUAAGCAGAGUCUCCUUCAAGAAUAUUAGAGGCACAUCAACAACAAAGAAGGGAAUAAUUUUGAUUUGUAGUAGUAGUGUACCAUGUGAGAAGGUGAAACUCACUAAUAUUAAUCUCAAAUUCAAUGGGACUCCUGCAAUCGCUACUUGUAAGAACAUCAAGCCCCAAGUCUUUGGCAAUGUACCAACAUGUACUCCUUAA
Messenger RNA from Prosopis cineraria, 1179 nucleotides. Its product is annotated as polygalacturonase-like. The record is from RefSeq and is a predicted model, not a curated record. Gene Ontology annotation, molecular function: polygalacturonase activity. The transcript has 4 exons. Gene Ontology annotation, biological process: carbohydrate metabolic process. NCBI's taxonomy places the organism in Eukaryota, Viridiplantae, Streptophyta, Magnoliopsida, Fabales, Fabaceae. The coding region runs from base 1 to 1179 and encodes 392 amino acids.